Messenger RNA from Dermacentor albipictus, 3597 nucleotides. RefSeq names its product serine/threonine-protein kinase Nek7-like. Gene Ontology annotation, molecular function: protein kinase activity; ATP binding. Gene Ontology annotation, biological process: protein phosphorylation. The record is from RefSeq and is a predicted model, not a curated record. NCBI's taxonomy places the organism in Eukaryota, Metazoa, Arthropoda, Arachnida, Ixodida, Ixodidae.
GACCAUCCGCUCAGCCAAUCCCAAAGAUCCAUAACGAUGCGAACUGUUUUAACUCUCCUCAUGUCUCCUCUGUCACCACUGUUUCGCUUUUCUUCUGCCGCCGUUUGCGGGGCGGGCCGGCUUCCCCCCAUGUGAAAGCAGAAAGACGCUGACAAGUUCCGCCGCAGCCGAACGCGACAGGCGAGUCGUUGUUCGGGGCGGUGUGUGCGACGAAUCUCUCCGCGCAUCCGAGGCGUUUCGAGAUGGCCCAUGCAGCCGCGGUUGGAUUGCAGCCGUCGGGCGCGGGUUUAAAGCGCUGUGGUGGAAGUGGUCUGGGAAACUUCGAGCUCCUCGACGAAAUAGGCACGGGUAGCUUCAGCGUGGUGUACAAAGCUCGAACUAUCCAAGACGGCGCACUUGUGGCCCUUAAGAAAGUUAAGGUGAAAGACAUGCGUGACGAAAAGGCCAAAAAUGACUGCGUGAAGGAAAUAGCCCUUCUUCAGAAGCUAGAUCAUCCGCACAUUAUAAAAUAUCACAGCUCCUUCAUUUGGAAUGGGGAACUCAACAUUGUACUUGAGCUAGCAGAUGGUGGUGACCUGGCACAGUUUAUAAAGUGUUUCAGGCAGCAUGGUAAGCUGGUUCCCGAGCCAACCAUCUGGAGGUACUUCUCACAGGUGUGUGCCGCCCUCAAGCACAUGCACUUGAAGAGGAUAAUGCACAGAGAUGUGAAACCGGCCAACGUGUUCAUCACUAGUGAUGAUAGGGUCAAGCUGGGAGACCUAGGACUGGGACGCUUCUUCAAUCCCAGCAGUGUUGCUGCCAACUCUUUUGUGGGAACGCCGUUCUACAUGUCACCUGAACGCAUUCAGGAGCUGGAGUACGACUUUCGUUCAGACGUAUGGUCAGCCGGUUGCCUUCUCUAUGAGAUGGCAGCUCUGCAGUCCCCAUUCGCCAAUGAGAGCAAGAACCUUUACUCUCUUGUGAAGAAGGUUGUGGCAAGCGAAUACCCACCUAUACCAAGCAACCUCUACUCGGAUGAGCUACGUGCCCUGGUUGCCGUCUGCAUGGAUCCAAACCCCAUGAAGCGCCGGGAUAUAAGCUACGCUUGCACCGUGGCCACACAAAUGUACGAGCGCUUCGUACAGGCUUCUGCACGCAUGGGAAAAGCACUGGCCCCUACGUGACAUGGUGAUCUCAGUGACCGGCAGCAGCACAAGUCUUUUGCACUGUACACUCAUGGUUUGAUGUGUAUGUGUACACAAUAAGCUUGUCAAUGGAAUUUUCUUGAUUGACAGGAAUCAGAAAGGGCACAGUGAAUGGAAGAUGGCAUGCUGAAGAAUGUUUCAUUGCUGUCUUUGUGAUAAAAUGUGUUAUGGCUAGAAACUGGAUCUUUAGCCCCUAAGAAGUGACUGCAGUGCCUUGCAGCAUGGUGCUGUAAGGGUGACUGUUGCUUCUAAAAAUAUGCAAGAGAACACUGACUGGUGAUAUCUUGGUACACCAUUUUUCAGAUAUCCAGGAAUUGCAUCAAGAUAUAAUGAAGGAUAGGUUUUCUUGCGUGAAACAUUUUUAGUAGAAAGUAUGAGCCAUCACAUGCAGUGCACAUUGUGGAUCUCUGUUGUCCAGCAUUUAGUACUGUUUCAUUUUAGUAAAGACUACCUUCACUUGGUCAGCCAGUGACCCUAGUAUCCUUCAUACAAACCAAGGCAAUGCAUGUGAAAAGUAGGUUCAAAUACAUAAGAUUAGUACUGAAGCCAUGAAAAAGCAGCGUUUUCUUGCAGCCUGGGCACGUAGAUGGAACACAUAUGCAGCCUACAUGGUUAAGCGUCGCAGUUCCAGGCAACACACCUAGGCCACAACAAAAUUGUAUUUUGCAGCUUCAUCCAUUUUGUUUGCUGAACAAAUGGUCCUGCACUCAGUUUUUUCCUGGCCAUAUCUUAGGUGCUAUUGGGUUGAUCAGUUUUAAUGCUUUAUGCUAUAGCAUGUCACUUUCCUGACUACAGAAAUCUACUUUGUUAGUCUAAAAUUGCACCAUGCCAUUUUGAAGCUUAGGUUCAAAAACCUGCUCAAGGGCUGCUUUACACAAAUGUGGCAGACGCUGAUGAAACUGUCAAGUGCUCUUCUUAAAAGCAAAUUGUGUAGCACGGAGUACUUGCCUGUUGUGAAAAUGUGCAAUUGCUAGCAGCUUGGCUUUGCUAUUGGUUAUAUUGGAAAUACUUUUGCUUUAGCAUUGUCUGAACUUUCCGAGAUGUCAUUUUUCAGUUGUAUGAGUUGUGCAUCUUAUUCACUGUGCCCUUGUUCAGCCUGAUGCUAGCAUUCCUAGUCACUGUAAUAGGAAACGGCUGCUACAUAGCUGACUCUCUGAGCGCAUUUAAUUAGGUCAGGGGGUGUUGCACCAUGCACUAAAACAGUCUACACCUGCUGAAGUGGUGUUGCACUGGACCAGUUGUUGCAAAUUCAUAGUGAUAAACUGAGUGGUGAGGGCUGGUGAGAAAAGUGCAUUGAGCACUGAUACAGAAUAAACAUGUCUUUUGUAGACCACCUCUCUCAAAGAGGUUCAUCUUGUGCAUAGAUUUGUUUGAGGGGAGAAAUUCAGAAACGAUAGAUGCCAUGACCACCAUUUGUAUUGCUUGUAAUUUUUUAGCAGCGCAUGUUUCUUGUAUUUGGCCACAUUUCAGAGCCAGCAAGUUCUCUGCGAUUAGAAGUAAGCUACGCUUGGUGGCUACAUGAGAAAUGUUGAGUUAAAUUGUUUCAAAAGUAGACAGAAGGCAGAUGUCUUCAAGCCUCAUGUGGCUAAGGAACAAUGGAAAAGGAAAUGGCACCAUGUCAUGACUGGAAGUUAAGCUUGCAAAAUGUGUUUCAUGUUGGCACUGAGUCCCCUUUUGUGAAUCUUGUUGUGUUGAGGGUACAGGAGUCAUGCAAGACCUUCGUUUUAGUGUAUACAUUUGGCACUGGUUUGCACUAGUUACACUAGGUUGCAUCGCAAGGUGAUGUCGAAAAGUGUUAAUUUCUGAUGGUGUUGCUACCAGCAUAAUGAUGAUUGUGAUCCCCAGUAUUAACAUAUGACAGUCUAAUUCUAAUAUGACAAGGUCACCUGGUGGCAGGAAAUGUCACAUUAGUGCCUAGAUUAAAAAAAAAAAAAUGUGUCACUGUACAACAACAAACAUGCUACAGCUGGCAGUUUCAGUACAUGCUUGCAACACCUCCCAAAUAGUAUAUGAAAGUGUUUAUUUGCAUUUGCUGCAGAGGCCAUGCCCUGCAGAUUUGUUACAAUGGCAUGGUCACAUUUGUCCUUGUGGUGAACUGAAUGUAUUUGCCACCUGCCAGCCUAAUACCAGAUGAUGAUUAUUUGCUCAAGUCAACUGUUAUGAUAUUGUGCCGUGAAUUUAUGUUGUGUAUGAUAUAUUAAUGCAAGCCAGAUUGAAGCGGCCUUUAAAUAGCACAUAUAUUUUUUGAAGUGUACAUUUUUUCGUGCGCACAUGUUGAUUGUGUAUCUUUAAGGAGGCUCUACCUGCUUGAGGAAGUCACAGGAGCAUGUAGAACUGUUCAGCAGCUCUUUGUCGACAGUGACAUUAUAGAAUAUAUUUUCUGGAAGUUUAUGAAUAAAGUGUUUUACAUACA